AUGUCACAAUCUCGCAGCCGCGACCGCCAUGGUGGUCAUUCUCGAGAUCGGACCCGUGAUCGCGGGCGCGAACGUGGAACUGAACGCCGAGGAGGAUACCGCAGACCUUGGGAUCUUACAGAGGAUGAGGGAAGUCCCGUAGUGGAGACUAGGGAGCGACAUCGCCACGCGAGAGAUGAAGAUGAAGAAGCAGAGGCUCGGCGCCAAAGAAGGCGAGAGCGGCGGCGGCGAGAGAGAGAGCUGGACCGUGAACGCGAAAGAGACGCAAUGCAGCCUACUGUCAAUUCAAUAAAGCAUCAAAGUAUGGAGUCGGCAGAUAGUAGGGCUAAUCUUCUUAGUGCCGAUGAACUAGCUCGACUGGUUAAUGAGCCGGAGCAUGAGGACUGGGAAGAGGAGCAAAGAGCCCGCGACCAAGCUCGCAGAGAGCGUCGAAAACGCAAAAAGGCUGCGCUAGCAGGUGUUGACACUGCAGUUCUCGGAGCCGAGCUGAUGGAGGGCGGAUCGAGGCAUAAGUCUGGCGCUAGAGUUGUGUCUGGCGCAUAUCUAGAAGAAGGCCGGAGUGCUGAUACCAAGGUACGCCGUCGUGGAGGUGGCGGUGCUGCUAUGGAAGAGCAUUGGAAAGAUGAAACCAGCUGGACUGGAAGCUCUGUUGACGGAACAAGACCUUUCUGGAAAUUCUGGGCAAAUUGGUCCAGGAAGAAACGAAUCGUUGUUGGUGCUAUACUAGCAGUGUUACUGUCAAUUGCUAUCAUAGUCCCCGUCGUACUUCUCACCUCUCACAAAAAGAACAACUCAAGCUCUAGUGAGAGUUCAAUCGUUUCAACAUCUUCCAGCCCUUCUAAUAACAAUUUGGACAGCAUUAGUCGUGCGAGUAUCCCAUCUUAUGCAGCGGGAACUGUAAUAGAUCCAUACACUUGGUACGACACAGAGGGUUUCAAUGUCACAUUUACCAACGCGACAAUUGGUGGACUGUAUAUCAUGGGCCUCAAUUCAUCAUGGGAUGACUCUGCCAGAGCAAACAGUAACGUUCCACCUUUGAAUGAAUCAUUUCCAUAUGGUUCGCAGCCUAUUCGUGGCGUCAACAUUGGCGGUUGGCUUUCGAUCGAGCCCUGGAUUAUGCCAUCUCUAUUCGAUGUCUACUCAAGUGAUGAAGGUAUUAUUGAUGAAUGGACGCUCAGCGAGAAGCUGGGAGAUAAGUUGAACACGACUAUUGAAAAGCACUACUCCGAGUUUUACUCCGAAUCAGAUUUUGCUGAGAUCAGAGAUGCCGGGCUAGACCACGUUCGUCUUCAGUAUUCGUACUGGGCAGUCACAACAUAUGACGGGGACCCUUACCUGCCCAAGGUAUCCUGGCGCUAUCUCCUUCGUGCAAUCGAAUGGUGUCGCAAGUACGGACUACGUGUCAAUCUCGACCUCCACGGACUUCCAGGCAGUCAAAAUGGAUGGAAUCACAGCGGUCGCCUGGGCAAGAUUGCCUGGCUAAAUGGAACAGAUGGGGACCUCAACCGCAAUCGGUCCCUCGCAAUCCAUGAUCAACUUUCAACUUUUUUCUCUCAGGACCGAUACAAAAACAUCGUGACGAUGUACGGACUUGCUAAUGAACCCCUCAUGCUCUCACUGCCCACUGAAAAGGUUCUUAACUGGACCCAUGACGCAACGGAGCUUGUCCGUAGCAAUGGUCUCAACUCUACAGUCAUCUUUCAUGAUGGCUUCCUCAAUCUUGACAAAUGGGACACAAUGUUCAAGGAUCAUCCAGAUAACAUGUAUCUGGACACGCACCAGUACACGACUUUCAACACGGGAGAAAUCGUCUUGAACCAUACUCGAAAAAUCGAGCUGAUUUGCAGCAGCUGGUACACAAUGAUCGAGGCUAUCAAUAGCACAACGAAUGGCUGGGGGCCUACAAUUUGUGGUGAAUGGUCACAAGCUGAUACAGAUUGCGGCAAAUACCUCAACAAUGUUGGCCGAGGUACGCGCUGGGAAGGAACUUACGACACAAGUUCCACGACUCAAUACUGCCCGACAGCAGACGCUAAGACAUGCAGCUGUGAUGAUGUUACUGCAGAUGUAUCAACCUACUCAUCCACUUACAAGAAGUGGCUGCUGACUUAUGCCGAAGCGCAAAUGUCCGUCUUCGAGACUGCCAUGGGCUGGUUCUACUGGACCUGGCGUACAGAAUCGGCUGCCCAGUGGAGUUAUCGAACCGCCUGGAAGAAUGGGUUCAUGCCUAGUAAAGCAUACACGCGAACUUUCAAAUGCGGCGAUACAGUGCCCGAUUUCUCGGGACUAUCGGAGGUCUAUUGA
Penicillium taxi is the source of this 2304-nucleotide messenger RNA. RefSeq names its product putative exo-beta-1,3-glucanase (gene exg2). Lineage: Eukaryota; Fungi; Ascomycota; Eurotiomycetes; Eurotiales; Aspergillaceae. Gene Ontology annotation, cellular component: extracellular region; cell surface. Bases 1 to 2304 code for a protein of 767 amino acids. Gene Ontology annotation, biological process: glucan catabolic process. The record is from RefSeq and is a predicted model, not a curated record. The transcript is spliced from 3 exons. Gene Ontology annotation, molecular function: beta-glucosidase activity.